AUGACCUUUGUGCCGGAAAGAAAUCAUAGAAAAGCGAGUUUUUUGAACACUCUCCACCUUUUGCUCCUUAACGCAAUGUCCAUCCGGAAGACCCUCUCAAAUCUACUACACACCUUCAACGACAAAGCCUCAGUGAUCGCAGCAUCAAUUUCACUCAAGCGCCAUGUGUCCUCCGUCCGCAUCUAUGUGCUUCGCGCCACCACUCACCGCCUCGCCGCUCCUCCGUCAGAGUCCCAAAUCGCUGCCGUUCUCUCCGCAGGCCGUGGCUCUUAUCUCCUGCCUCGCACCUGCAUAGAGGCCAUCAUGGACCGCCUUCACAGAACCCGAAGCGCCUCGGUGGCACUGAAAUGCCUCUUCAUUCUCCACAACAUAGUAUCUGAGGGACCCUUAAUGCUAAAGGACAACCUCUCCCACUACCCUUCGCGCGGAGGAAACAACGCCCUUAACCUCGUCAGCUUCCGCGACGAAACAGACAUGGAAUCACUGCAGCUCAGCUCGUGGGUUCGAUGGUACGCCAAUGUUCUGGAACAUGUCUUGACGGUUUCUCGUGUUUUGGGUUAUUAUCUGAUAAAGGAUGGCGUCCAACGAGAGUUUACGAGGGUGUCCAGUGUUGAAUUGUUAUGUGAAUUACGAGGAUUAGUCGAUUUCGUGGAGCAGGUGAGUCACGCGCCUGAGUCACUGCACCUUCAGAGGAUCGAUUUGGUGUAUGGCGUUGUGAGAUUGGUGCGAGAUGAUUACGGACGCGUGCAGGGCGAGAUUUCUCGGCGUGUGGAGGAGAUUGAGAGGAGGGUGGUGGAUUUGGGUGUGGAUGAGUUAAGGGAGUUGGUGUGGUGUUUGAAGAGAUUGGAGGAGUGCAGGGAAAGGUUGGUGGUUUUGUUUGUGAAUAGAAAGAAAAACGGUGCGUUUUGGGAUUUGAUUGGUGGGGUUAAGAAUAAAGGAGUGGUGGUGAUGGAGGAUAUGGAGGGGAAGUGGUUGACGGUGGUGAAGGGUAAGAACGAGUUGACUGAGUCGAUGAGCUUCUCCAACCCGUUUCUCGAGCCUGGAGAAAUUUUAUAUUCCGGUCCCACAGGGUGGUGUGUGGCCACGUGUCAACUGACUGUUCCGCGGUUGGGAUGA
This is a messenger RNA of Sphenostylis stenocarpa, 1116 nucleotides long. Lineage: Eukaryota; Viridiplantae; Streptophyta; Magnoliopsida; Fabales; Fabaceae. The record is from the annotation of a GenBank genome assembly.